AGCUGUUCGUCAUUCCUUUUUGUUAUCACGCUCUCACAUUGUCCCUCUUUUGUUUCUUAUUCUGACACUCUUUCAUCAUGCCGUCGUUUGCUUUCUGGAAAAGCUCGAAACUAGACGAGUCCCAGUCUCCACUUCUCAGCGAUGCUGCGGUCAAGGAACUCAGCGUGAUUAUACCCAACGUCUCAAAAGCAGUCGAUUUGAACCCAGGCAACCAAGACUCGGGGGUGUUCCUCUUCGACGAAGAUGCUCAGGAGAUACCCGGAGAUCAGACGCCGAUCAUUGGGCCAACACCAGGUCACCCAAUUGAGAAAAGUCCAGAGCAACCUGUAGAGCCCACACAACCGAACACAAGCAGCGCGACCGAUUUAGAGAUUUCGUUGCUGGAGGUGCAUGAACCUUCGCCGCACCGAGAAUCGCCCGCACUUGUGCCCGAAGAGCCACUUGUUCAGACCUACGUCGAAGCGACAGAGCAGAUGGGUUCGCAGCAAGAGAUGAAGGAAGAAGUUGCAGCGCAGGCCAAGCUUCCGCUGCCCGAACUGCGUUCGCUAGCAGAGCCUUCGCCAGUGCUCGACUCGACCCAAGACGAAGAGCAUGUAUCCACUCUCCAGUCGCGACCAGUCUCUCUGGUGCCCAAAGAGUCUGAUCCCACCCUAGCAGUUGAGAAAAGUGCAGUACCCGCGGCUCUUGGAAAGAUCGAGACGGGUGCGCGUGAUCGAGAUUCUGGCAUAUACUUGUCGGACAAUGAGAGCUCUUCAGCACGAUCACGACCAUCCUCGAUCGCUUCGAAUGAGACUGCUCCGCUUCGGUCACGGGUGACUUCGCUGUCAAAACCCUCGACGUCGUCUCCUCAGCGCACGAACUCGAUCGCCCGGCUACAACGGCCAGCUGAGCUGAACCUCGGCUUCAGCGGCGCGCAAAACACAGCAAAGCCCAAGUCCGAACUCGAUAUGCGUUACGACCUCAUUCGCAAUUCGAAGACGCGGUCCAAGGCAGCUUUGCGAUCGCCUACACAGCUACUUCAGGACCGUCUGAACAUGUCGCCGAAAAAGAAGGAAGCAGAGAGAGUCCGCAUAUUUACCCCACCGCGAGUGACAGUCAAUGGCUGUCUAUUGCCUGGACCCAGUGCACAGGCAGAGGCAUUCACCAGCACAUCUGUACGCGCGAGGACAGAGACGGGAGGCCGGCCAUCCUGGUGGUGCAAAUUUGAUAAGCUCGUCGUCUUUGAUGGAAUUGAACAGGCCGAUGGCGAGAUGAGGUUACGGACGCGGACCAGCAAAGGCCUGACGAUUGCCAGGAGACAAGGCGAUUUGGAGACCGUGGUGAUACCGUUGGAUUGCACUCAUUGCCAUGAGAUGCUGAAUCGACACGAGUGGAAGUACGAUAUGCGAGUGUGCAAGCGCAGCGUUUGCUGGGACUGCAAGGAGAGGUGUAAGUGGGAGUUCGAGCAAGAGAGGAUUAUGACUGCCACCACGCCGCGCGCAGAUGCAAACAGGGACAGAGCGGACAGUGUGCUCCAAGACGGACAAGUCAGCGGCCACGUGCUGAGGAAAGAGAUAAUCGCUUGAGCUAGCGUUCUGUAGAUUUCGAGCAGUCGUGCAUUGAUAAUGGCGCGUGUCCACUGCAUCAAAAAUCUAACCAUUAGACCCUGUA
Messenger RNA from Didymella exigua CBS 183.55, 1650 nucleotides. RefSeq lists its product as uncharacterized. NCBI's taxonomy places the organism in Eukaryota, Fungi, Ascomycota, Dothideomycetes, Pleosporales, Didymellaceae. The record is from RefSeq and is a predicted model, not a curated record. Bases 78 to 1565 code for a protein of 495 amino acids. The transcript is spliced from 2 exons.